AUGGCCGCUCAAGUCACUCCCUCGAAACAGGCUGCUUCCUCCCUCGAGAACCUCAAGAUGAGCGAUUCACCUAUUAAGAAGCUCGACUUCCAGUCGACUGGCAAAGAGAACGCGCCCGCGUCUCUGAAGCCCGUCGAUGCCCCCAUUGAGAAGCCCACCGAGAAGGCUCUCGCGUCCAAGCCUCUGACCAUCAAGGAGAUGGAAGCGACAGAGCCCCUCCUCCAGGAGAACCCCCACCGUUUCGUCAUGUUCCCUAUCAAGUACCACGAGAUCUGGCAAAUGUACAAGAAGGCCGAGGCUUCUUUCUGGACCGCCGAGGAGAUCGAUCUUUCCAAGGAUCUUCACGACUGGCACAACCGCUUGAACGACGAUGAGCGUUACUUCGUCUCCCACGUCCUCGCCUUCUUCGCCGCCUCCGACGGUAUUGUCAACGAGAACCUUGUUGAGCGCUUCAGUGGAGAGGUUCAGAUCCCCGAGGCCCGUUGCUUCUACGGCUUCCAGAUCAUGAUGGAGAACAUCCACUCUGAAACCUACUCUCUGCUCAUCGAUACCUACAUCAAGGAGCCCAAGCAGCGUACCUACCUCUUCGAUGCUAUUGACACUAUUCCCUGCAUUGCUAAGAAGGCCAACUGGGCCCUCCGCUGGAUCAACGACCGUGAGUCAACCUUCGCUUCGCGUCUGGUUGCCUUCGCCGCUGUGGAGGGUAUCUUCUUCUCCGGCUCAUUCGCCUCCAUCUUCUGGCUGAAGAAGCGUGGCCUAAUGCCUGGUCUCACUUUCUCCAACGAGUUGAUCUCCCGUGAUGAGGGUCUCCACACUGACUUUGCUUGUCUGCUGUUCUCCCACAUGAACCACCGCCCCGACCCCAAGGUGGUUGAGGAUAUCAUUGUCGAGGCUGUCGGAAUCGAGCAGGAGUUCCUCACUGACGCUCUUCCCUGCGGCCUGCUUGGCAUGAACGCCAAGCUGAUGUGCGAGUACAUUGAGUUCGUCGCUGACCGCCUGCUGGUGGCCCUCGGCAACAAGAAGUACUACAACGCUACCAACCCCUUCGACUUCAUGGAGUCCAUCUCCUUGGCCGGCAAGACCAACUUCUUCGAAAAGCGUGUCGGUGACUACCAGAAGGCUGGUGUCAUGGCCAGCACCAAGCAGGAACUCAACGCUGAGGGCGAGAAGGUCUCAAACGACGGUGGUCUCAACUUCGAUGAGGACUUCUAG
Penicillium roqueforti is the source of this 1212-nucleotide messenger RNA. RefSeq names its product ribonucleotide-diphosphate reductase subunit RNR2. The transcript has 4 exons. Gene Ontology annotation, molecular function: oxidoreductase activity. NCBI's taxonomy places the organism in Eukaryota, Fungi, Ascomycota, Eurotiomycetes, Eurotiales, Aspergillaceae. Bases 1 to 1212 code for a protein of 403 amino acids. Gene Ontology annotation, biological process: deoxyribonucleotide biosynthetic process. The record is from RefSeq and is a predicted model, not a curated record.